Messenger RNA from Clunio marinus, 231 nucleotides. The record is from the annotation of a GenBank genome assembly. Lineage: Eukaryota; Metazoa; Arthropoda; Insecta; Diptera; Chironomidae.
AUGGAACGUUUAGUUAAAGCGCACAAUAGAUAUCACUUGAAUGGUGCGAAAACUGAAGUUUAUGUAAGAUAUGCACUCACUCUGUUGAUAAGUUCUAUCGAACCACAGUUGAAUGUACUGAAAAUCGAUCAUUAUUAUUUCUUUUAUCAACGUUUCAACUUUGACGAGUCUUUCUUCUUUUUCUGCUAUUCAUUUCCAUUAGGAUUAGAGCAAAGUCAGCAAAAUGUUUAA